Pipistrellus nathusii (Nathusius's pipistrelle) is the source of this 1713-nucleotide messenger RNA. Lineage: Eukaryota; Metazoa; Chordata; Mammalia; Chiroptera; Vespertilionidae. The record is from the annotation of a GenBank genome assembly.
AUGUCUCGUUUAGAAGCUAAAAAGCCAUCCCUGUGUAAAAGUGAACCGCUGACAAGUGAGAGAGUCAGGACCACGCUUUCUGCCUUGAAAGGCAUCGUAGCCUCGUGCUAUGGCCCUUCGGGUAGACUGAAGCAGCUGCACAACGGCCUUGGUGGCUCUGUGUGCACCACCUCCCAGUCGUCCACUCUGCUCGCUAACCUUUCCGUCUCUCACCCCAUCUUAAAGAUCCUGACAACUUCUGUGCAAAACCAUGUGUCCUGCUUCAGUGACUGUGGCCUAUUCGCAGCCAUUCUCUGCUGCAACCUGAUUGAAAAUGUUCAGAGAUUAGGCUUGACACCCGCCACUGCCAUUAAAUUAAAUAAGCAUCUUUUGAGCCUCUGCACCAGUUACCUCAAGUCGGAGAUCUGUGGUUGUCGAAUCCCAGUGGACUUUAGUAGUACUCAGAUCCUUCUCUGUCUGGUACGCAGUGUAUUAACGAGUAAACCUGCCUGCAUGCUCACCAGAAAGGAAGUAGACCACAUCAGUACUCUGAUUCUGAGAGCCUUUUUGCUUACAAUCCCAGAAAACGCUGGAGACCACAUCAUUUUAGGAAAUAGUAUAAUUGUUCCUUUAAAAGGUCAAAGAGUUGUAGACUCGACUGUGUUACCUGGAAUACUUAUUGAAAUGCCAGAAGUUCGAUUGAUGAAGAUACUGCCUGUCAAAAAGUCAGAUUCCCUCAAGGUGGCCCUCUUUCGCGUGUCUUUAUCUGGAGACCUUUCCGAUACUGGAGAAGGAAGUGUGGUGGUCAAUUUCGGGGUUUCUCUUGAAAAUGCAGUUCUAGACCAGUUACUUAACCUAGGAAGGCAGCUAGUUAGUGAUCACGUAAAUCUUGUCUUGUGCCAAAAAGUUAUCCACCCAUCUCUGAAGCAGUUUCUCGGUGAGCAUCGUGUUCUUGCCAUAGACAGAGUUGGAGCGGCUCUGAUGGAACCCCUAAGUAAAGUGACAGGAACACAUCCUAUUGGUUCCCUUGGCUCAGUCUCUCCUAGUAGUUAUGGAAGUGUGAAAGAUCUGUGCACUGAAAAAUUUGGCUUCAAAUGGUUUUUUCAUCUUAUUCCUAAUGAAGCAACUGUCUGCAGCUUGCUUCUCUGCAACAGAAAUGGCACUGCCUGGGAUGAGUUGAAGCUCACAUGUCAAACAGCACUGCAUGUUUUGCAGUUAACAAUCAAGGAACCGUGUGUCUUGUUGGGAGGUGGCUGUACUGAAACUCACUUGGCAGCAUAUAUCAGACACAAGACUUUUAAUGAUCCAGAAAGCAUUCUUAAAGAUUGUGGAUGUACUCCAACAGAACUUCAACUAAUUGCUGAAGCAUUUUGCAGUGCACUAGAAUCUCUCACUGGCUCUUUAGAACAUGAUGGAGGUGAAAUUCUCACUGACAUGAAGUAUGGACACUUUUGGUCCGUUCAGGCAGAUUCUCCCUCAGUUGGUAACUGGCCAGAUUUGCUUACAAGAUGUGGCUGCGGAUUAUACAAUAGCCGGGAAGAACUCAGCUGGUCUUUCUUAAAGACUGCUCGGCAUCCUUUUGCACCACUACCUUGCCUUCCCCAUGAAGCUGUGGGCUCAGCCAAUAACCUGACCUUGGACUGUUUCACUGCUAAGCUCAGUGGCCUACAAGUGGCUGUGGAGACAGCCAAUUUGAUUUUGGAUCUUUCAUAUGUCAUUGAAGAUAAAAACUGA